AUGCCGGAAGUUUCUGCCGCAGAUUGGCAAGGCCUCGCAGCCUCAAAGCGAGAAGACAAUCUCAGGAAGAUCCCAGAGAAGUGGAGGCUACCCCAGUCGUUGACUGAGCGAUUCACAGAAGCAUCCGCCAUCUCCGUUACUGACCUCACGUCAAUAGCUGCAUUGGUCGAGCUUAUGCGGAAGAGGGCGGUGACAAGCGUGGAAGUCGUCACGGCAUUUUGCAAGAGAGCGGCAAUCGCGCAACAAUGCGUGAACUGCCUCACAGAGGUCUUUUUCAAGGAAGCCAUAGCAAGGGCGGAGGAAUGCGAUGAGUAUCUUGAGUACAACGGACGGCCAAUGGGUCCGUUACAUGGCCUGCCCAUCAGUCUAAAGGAUUCCUUCAACGUCAAAGGUACACAAGCAACAAUCGGCUACAUCUCCUUCCUCUCCCGCCCACCAGCAACCUCAAACUCCAAUCUUGUGAACCUCUUGUACUCGCACGGCGCAGUCUUCUACUGCAAAACCAACCUACCCCAAACAAUGAUGACUGCGGAUUCUCACAAUAACCUCUUCGGCCGCACGCUAAAUCCGCACAACCUCUCAAUGACAGCCGGGGGCUCCACAGGCGGCGAGGGCGCUCUCCUCGCCAUGCGUGGCUCAAUCCUAGGGCUAGCAACUGACGUAGCUGGCUCGUGCCGUAUACCUGCACUGUGCUGCGGACUGGCCAGCUUCAAGCCGAGCGUAGGCAGGGUCCCGUUCGGAGGCGGCGUACCGCCCGGUCGUCUAGGAAGUCCUGGCCCCAUCCUGCCUGUAAUCGGACCUAUGGGCCACUCGAUCCGCGACAUAGAGCUCACAAUGAAGACAAUCUGCAACAGCGAUACUUGGACUUUCGACGAGAACGUCCUGGGCGUGCCGUGGCGCGCUGUCCAACCUUACACGCGGCCCCUGAGAUUUGGCCUCAUUCGCGGUAUCCCGAAGAGACCUUUGCAUCCGCCCAUAGCCCGGGCGCUGCAUUCCUGCGCUACGAAGCUGAAGGCUAAAGGUCACCCCGUUGUGCUGCUCGAUGACAAAGUACCCGAUAUAUGGGACUCCGCUAUCCUGGCGUGGAAGUUCUUUCUUCUCGACCCCAAGAAAACUCCCAUAUCCUACCUUAAGCAAGCGGGCGAGCCCGUGGUACCUAGUUUGGGCACAACAAUGGUGGAAGAGAUUCGCGGAUUUGAGCCAAGUCUGGACGGGCUGUGGGACAUGAAUCUUGAGCGGUUCAAGGUUUUGCAUGCCUGGCAUAAGGUGAUGGUUGAGAAUGAGCUGGAUGCGGUCCUGAUGCCUGGAAACUCGGCGACGGCGGUGAAGCAUGACACGUAUGGAUUGGCGCCAUUUACAGUGUUGCAGAAUAUGCUGAACUACCCGUCCGGCAUUUUGCCGCAUUUGAGAGCUGAGGAGGAGCUGGACAGGUCAUUCGUUAAAGAAGAUGCUGCUUAUGAACCGCCGUAUGAACCGAAAGUUCUAGAAGGACUACCGGCGCAUGUCCAAGUCAUGGGAAAAGCGAUGAAAGAUGAGGAGCUUAUGGAAAUAUUGAAGGUUGUCGAGAAGACCUUGGCGGAAUGA
Messenger RNA from Didymosphaeria variabile, 1584 nucleotides. RefSeq lists its product as uncharacterized. The coding region runs from base 1 to 1584 and encodes 527 amino acids. The record is from RefSeq and is a predicted model, not a curated record. The transcript has 5 exons. Lineage: Eukaryota; Fungi; Ascomycota; Dothideomycetes; Pleosporales; Didymosphaeriaceae.